This is a messenger RNA of Anopheles marshallii, 1554 nucleotides long. RefSeq names its product protein unzipped-like. The record is from RefSeq and is a predicted model, not a curated record. Lineage: Eukaryota; Metazoa; Arthropoda; Insecta; Diptera; Culicidae. The transcript has 7 exons. Bases 1 to 1554 code for a protein of 517 amino acids.
AUGGCCAAUGUACGGUGGACUGCCAGCCGCCAAUCGGCUCUGUGCUUUGUCGCUGUACUGCUCUGUGCUGUAGUGCUGCCGAACUACACCGAAGCGUCCACUAGCAGCGUAUUUAAGGCACUGUCGAUAGGUGCCAGCACCCAGUCCGUCACGUCCAGCACGCUGUCUUGGGAGAAGUUCAGCGAGGCCGAAACGCAUCUCCAGUAUGCCGUGCGUACGUACGAACCCGAACCGCACUCGCGGGAAGCUGCCGAAAGUGAGCAGCUGCACACUCCCAACUACGUGUGUCGGGUGGAAAUUGAAGGCAUCUUCACGGGGGGUCACACGGUGACGGAAGAAUCGUCCACCAUCUGUAUCGUGGCGGCUCAACUUUCCGAGGUCGAACGGCACCAUGCGUUCGAGGUGCUCAUCAAUAUGGGCGGCGGUGGAAAGCUUAAGUGGCAACCGUGGAGUCGAUAUCAUGCCGGUAUCUUUGGCGGGGCCGUCAGCGUUGGCACGGGCAAGUUUGGCGACUAUUACAUUGCCCGCAUUCGACCGGCGCACGGUGAGGGACAGCACCAUCACCACGGUGGACACGAGUCGUAUGUGGUGGGAAACUUUGACCCAAAUGUGAAGCUUACUGGUCGUAUUAAUGCGCCCCUGCCCGGAUCCAGCAUGAGCACGGAACACGAACAUGGCGACAUCUUGGUGGAGAUCGAACCGGUCAAGUACGAAUUACGCUCCAUCAAGCUGAACAAGCUACGAACUACCAUUAAGAAGAACACUACCGUGUUAGGUUCGACUAUUCUUUCCAACACCGACGACAAGACGAGUCUUGCGGAAACCGUCAUCACGUACGAUUUCAUGAAGGAAAUCUACUGGGGCAAACAUGAAGGCGUUGUGCAGGGUUUGUUUACGAAAGUGUACGAUUCUCGAUCACAGCAAGCGUCUAAUGUGACUUGGGGCAUCCAAAGCUCUGCGCGUCAUGUCGAGACAAAAUCGGUCAACACGAUGCUGGAACCGGGAACUGCCAUCAACGUGACACUGUUUGGAAACUACACAGAGAUGGAAGCACCGUAUUCAGCCACAAUCAAGGCAUACUAUGACGACAACAGUGAUCCCGUUAGCAGACGGAUAAACACUGUCAUGGUCAGUCGAGAUAUGGAGGAUGUAAAGAUGGAGUACAGUCCAGUGUAUUGGAUCGAGAAUGGUACGCUUGUGCCAACGACGACAACCACGACGACGACCACCACCACGACGACUACAACCACCACAACCACCACCACGACGUCGACGACCGAGGCAACCACCAGCUUGCGUCCGGUUCCGAUCAACAGUACACCCGUCGAAGGUGGCACCAUGAUCGAUGAGGAUGGCAUGAGCAAUGAGAUUGGACAUGCGCCAUCCACCAGCAGAGAUCUAGACGUUAGUCGGAGCAACGAAAAGCUGGACAACAUGUCGAGCCGCAGUCGCAGUCGAAGCCCAAAUGGCGCUUCCAGCUUAAAAGAAACGGCUACCAAUCUGUACAAAAUAUUGGUGGCGGUGGUGGCAGUCGUUCUGUUGCAUCCCAAUUAA